AGAGAGGGCGAGCGAGAGAGAGAGAGAGAGAGAGAGAAAGAGAGAGAGAGAGAGAGUAGUUUCUCUGACAUUAUAGAGACUCCUACCACGCACCGUAGGUUACUUUUUUCCUCCCGGCGACGUCCUCAGCUAAAUUGCGCUCCUGGAUUUUAAGUGCGUCUCGCCACCAAGCAGCGGCUCCAGCCUUCCCGUCAGUCGGCCGGACCCAGCGACCGGCGGAGCGUCUGUUGUGUCUUUCACUUCAGCCCGGCGAGAUUUCACGCGAAUUAAAGUACGGAUGCUGGAACCUUUGAGUUGAUUGGAACAAAUAGAAAGCAGAGGAACCGACAGCCAACGGAAAGAGGAGAAGAGUGAAGAGAGAGAAGACGAGAUAGAAGAAGAAAGAGAAGGGAGAGGAAGAAAAGCAUAAAGUUCUUUAGAAAGAGGAGAAAAAGAAAGAGACGGGGACGAUGGGGAGGAAAAAGAUUCAGAUCACGCGGAUUAUGGAUGAACGCAACAGACAGGUGACAUUUACAAAGCGAAAGUUCGGCCUGAUGAAGAAGGCGUACGAGCUGAGCGUGCUGUGCGACUGCGAGAUCGCCCUGAUCAUCUUCAACAGCACCAACAAGCUGUUCCAGUACGCCAGCACAGACAUGGACAAGGUCCUGCUGAAAUACACCGAGUACAACGAGCCCCACGAGAGCAGGACCAACUCGGACAUCGUCGAGACAUUGAGAAAGAAGGGCCUAAACGGCUGUGACAGCCCAGAUCCCGACGCCGACGACUCAGUCGGCCACAGCCCCGAGUCAGAGGACAAGUACAGGAAAAUAAACGAGGACAUUGAUCUGAUGAUCAGCAGACAGAGACUGUGUGCAUUGAGCAAGAAGGAGAACAAAGGCGGCGAGAGCCCGGAGCUCGAGUCUGCUCUUAUCCUCACCCCACGCACUGAGGAGAAAUACAAACAGAUUAACGAGGAGUUUGAUCACAUGAUUAAAAGUCAUAAGAUACCUCAGGCUGUGCCCCCGUCAAACUACGACAUGCCCGUGUCCAUUCCCGUUAGCAACCAGAACAAUCUCAUUUACAGCCACCCCGGCGGCUCCAUAGGCAACCACAACCUGUUGCCGUUGGCGCAUCAUGGCCUACAGAGAAACAGCAUGUCCCCCGGAGUCACACACAGACCCCCCAGUGCAGGUAACACAGGUGGCCUCAUGGGCGCUGACCUCACCACUGGCGCAGGCACCAGUGCGGGAAACGGAUACGGAAACCACCGCAACUCGCCCAGUCUGCUGGUCUCCCCGGGGGGCAUGAACAAGAACAUGCAGGCGAAGUCCCCCCCGCCGAUUAACCUGGGCAUGAACAACCGCAAGCCCGACCUGCGCGUGCUGAUCCCACCUGGCGCCAAGAACAACAUGCCCUCCAUCAACCAGAGAAUAAACAACUCCCAGUCUGCCCAGUCACUGGCUACCCCGGUGGUAUCAGUAGCAACUCCCACUCUACCAGGACAAGGCAUGGGUGGUUAUCCGUCUGCCAUCUCUACUUCUUACGGUACUGAGUAUUCCCUGAACAGCGCGGACCUGUCCUCCCUGUCUGGCUUCAACAGCGGCAGCUCCCUUCACCUGGGCUCCAUGAGCGGGUGGCAACAGCAGCACCUUCAGAACAUGCAGCACUCGGCGCUCGGUCAGCUCGGAAAUUGCUCUAGCUCUCACUUAUGUCAGGGUUCAAAUCUCUCCCUGCCCUCUGCUCAAAGCCUGCACAUCAAGUCCGAACCUGUUUCUCCUCCUAGAGAUCGCACCAGCAGCACGCCGGGGGGCUACGGCAGCGGCGUCCCCCCUCCCCAGAACCCCUCGUCCCGCCAGGACUCGGGACGCUCCCCCGUCGAUAGCCUGAGCAGUUGUAGCAGCUCCCACGAGGGCAGCGACCGCGACGAGCACAGGAACGAGUUCCACUCGCCUCUGGGACUGGUGCGGCCCGCGCUGGACGAGCGCGAGAGCCCCUCCAUCAAGCGGGUGCGUCUGUCCGAAGGAUGGGCCACAUGAUGGCCCUGUGCCCCCCCGCCCCCCACCCAGCAGUGACCCGAGAUGCCCUGAGAUCCCACCCACGCAGCGUUACGAUAGACCCCCCCCCCCUUCCUCCGCCUCUCACCCGAUACCAUGAGUCACUCACCGCCCGACUCCAUCGCCGCUCUCCUUUUAUCACUUCAACGCUGAAGGAGCGAAAAGGGACGACCCUUUUCCAAACCCUCUUUGUAAUUUUUGAUUUUCUUUUGUUUCCUUUUGCUGAGUGUGUGUGUGUGCGUGUGUGUGUGCUAAACAUAUUGACAUUAUAUAAACCAGUGGGGUGUUGUGAUGGGGCUUUGGGAGGGUGCGUGUUUUGGGGAUGGGAUCAGGGGGUGUUUUUCUUGGGGAACUAUGCAUAAAUUGUAUUGUGUGUGCAUAAAAAGAAAUCACAUAUGCAUAUAUCUUUACACGUGCUUGUAUGUGUACAUAUAUGCAUAUCAACAAAUAAACAAAAAAAAUUGUCAGGUACUCUGUUUCAUAAAACGUACUUACAAUUUGCCUCAGCGAUAUAUCAGUGACUAGAGACAAACAAAAAAAACAAGAAAAAAAAACAUUAUCAUGAGAGUGAGUGUGUACAGUGGCAAACACCUUAGCACUUGAGUUGGACAGACAAUACAUGUGUACAGUGUCAGUUUCAUUUCUAUAUACCUUCUCUGCAGUUCUCCCUUGCAAAAAUGUGUGUUAACAUUAGAUGAUGUCAUGUUGCAGGUUCAACGUAUUUAUGUAAAUAGAGGGGUCAAGGGUCGAAGGGCAGGGGUCGAAAGUUGCCAGACAUUACAAGAUUUAUUUAGUCAUUAAAUGAAAAGCUAUUAUGCAACAUUUGGAGGAUUGUACAGGUAAACUGGCAAAUCCAAUUGUAGACGUGUGGAACCUUUUGAGGACGUGAGCGCUCCCCGUGGCGAACGGCGCCGAGCGAGGACCACCCUUUGAUCUGAGAGCUAUGUUAGUGUAAUCAAGAAAACUCUGGAUCUAGUAUUAACUACUCAGUAUUAAUAAAAGUAAAAAAGGAAAAAUAAAAAAAAAAACAAUUGUACGAUACACUUGCUUAUAUUUUCAUAUGAAAGGAAUCCAAUGCAAAGCAUUUUUGUGGCUUUUUGUAGUUUCUAUAAGCCAGAAUGUGUUUUUUGAUAGCUUUGCUAAUAAGAGAUGGAUAGUUCGCCCAGAGGGGAAAUGUCAGGGCUUCAAAGCCGUAAGCCAUGAAAACAAACUGAGAUCCAAUGCUUUGCUGAACUGUUUUAUCUUUGUAGAGGUUUGUUUUUAAACGUGUAUUUCUAAUUAUAUAUAAUAAUGGUAAUAUUAAGAAUCUUUAAAAAAAAAUCUGUGAAAUUAACAUGCUUGUGUAUAGCUUUCUAAUAUAUAAAUAUAUAUAAUAAUGAUUUUUGUUGGUUUCAUAGUGGAGUUUCUAUGUGCAGUUGCACAUGUUGUCUGGUUUGUUUCAUUUGAGCCCUGAAUGAUGCUGUUCAGGGGUGUAUUUAGUCUAACCUUAAAAACCAGCUGGGAAGCAUUGCCAGGCUUUGUGUGACGGGAAGGACGGGCCUUAAUGUCUGUUGGUGGAAAAUGUCACGAGACUGGAACUGGGGAUGUUAAUACAUGACAUACACGACUGUCGCACUGAUGAGGAAAAAUGACUGACCCCCAGUCCUUCAUGUCACCCUUACCCCUAAUGCUCUCAUCUCUUGCGUUUAAUCUCAUAAGACAUGUUUUGUCGUGCUUUUUCUUUUUUUUUACUCCUCAAAUCCUCACCACAGUCUCGCUCCGCCCUGGCCCAGUCGCCACAAUCUCUCUUUUUAUCUAACCUGAUUGUGAAGCCCCUUGUGAUUAAUUAUCCCCCACCGUUUGCAAGUCUAAUCCGAUUGCGCGUCGUCCUGUGACUCCUCAUGUUCCACUCUCCAGAACAGGGUUCCACGUCAUCCACCGCGCGUCACCAACUGUUCAGCAUCAGAUACUCGAGGAUAAACUGAUCACGCUGGUAUAUGGGAGAAGCACAAGUGUUUAUUUUAGAUAAAUAGCUGUUCUGAUUUCCUCUUUUUUAAACAACAGAAUUAGCCACAUAUCUCUCUGCCUCCCACUCCCGUAUCUGCUGUCAUUUAAGUGUUGAUAUUUCUAUGUGCAUAUUUCAUGCAGGUUCACAUUGUUGUUACUGUAUACAGUCUGUGUAGUCGAACAGGGGCAGAGCCUCUUUAAUGGUGUUCUUCUCUCUUUCUCUCUCUUUUUUUAUAAUUCAAUACAAAAAGGCUGAGAAAAAAAAUAAACAUGAUGUUUCAGGCAGUAUAAAUGUGGAGAAACCAAAGCCAGUGGCAUUUCUAUGUUGUAAAGUCAACUUUUAUUUUCACAUUCAUUUAUGGUUUUUGCAAGCAUUGAAACAAUACAAUAAAAGAAUUUGCUCAAAUGUACAAUUGGUUUCACAUUUCAAUCAAAUGUAGCGUUACCUCAAGUUGCACUGUCAGCGCCAGCUGCAGGUCAUUCUGUGGCGAGAGGUCACAGGCCAGAACGUGUUUUUCAGGAUCAACACAACCGUUCAGGUCUGAUCAUGUGAUCAAUGCCCCUUACUAUACAAAUGGUCUACUCAGUUAUUAUUUGUUCUGAUGGGUGAUUAAACUGCUGUAGUUCGGACAAUAAUUUGAACCAAAGACAUGGAUAAAAACAAUUGUCUUUUUUUCUUUGUUUUAUUUCAUUUUGUUUUGUUUUUUCUGUAAAUCUGCAGCCAUUAUUUUUCAUCUUCUGUUGAUUAGUUGUUGAUCUCUGUCAUUAUUAUAAUAGACUAAGUGUUGGUACCUCAAAUCUGACCCAAGCAGUACCUCAGCUGAUGUUUUCAUAAGUCACUUUUGGUGCAAAGGGGAGACCAUACACCUGUACAGCCAUGUGAAGUAACAUGCCAUUGCUUACAGUCCCAGCGUUCCCAUGGGAUUCUCUGUUGCUCCACCGUCUUUGUGGUUUAUUUAAGUUGUAUUCAAAAGCUUAAAAGGAAUAAAAAAAGACUAUUAUGUUAAAAUGCUUCAAAAGUCAGUCUGUAGUAUCAAUGUAGCUUGUAUAAACCUGGAAAAGGUGGAGGUUUGAAACUAAUGUUUUCUGGAGCGCGCGAGCGGCUUUCAGCGGCAUAAGCUGGCCUUUGUCGCCACUUGAGACUAAGAUGGUAUUAAAUUAAAUUCACAUCUGUGUAACUCAAGGGACUUGAUUCAGCUGUAUGUAGUGAAAACGUAUGGGGAUGAAAUGAAAGUGUCCUCUGUUGGAGGGAAAGGCUAUUUGUAUUUUGCAGAGAUUUCAGUAAAGUUACUGGCUUUCUUAGUUA
Betta splendens (Siamese fighting fish) is the source of this 5325-nucleotide messenger RNA. RefSeq names its product myocyte enhancer factor 2cb (gene mef2cb). The record is from RefSeq and is a predicted model, not a curated record. Gene Ontology annotation, molecular function: protein dimerization activity; histone deacetylase binding; RNA polymerase II cis-regulatory region sequence-specific DNA binding. The transcript is spliced from 11 exons. NCBI's taxonomy places the organism in Eukaryota, Metazoa, Chordata, Actinopteri, Anabantiformes, Osphronemidae. The coding region runs from base 450 to 2015 and encodes 521 amino acids. Gene Ontology annotation, biological process: cell differentiation; positive regulation of transcription by RNA polymerase II.